Molecule: messenger RNA, 1014 nt
Organism: Fusarium poae
Lineage: Eukaryota; Fungi; Ascomycota; Sordariomycetes; Hypocreales; Nectriaceae
Exons: 2
Coding region: 1-1014 (337 amino acids)
Molecular function (GO): iron ion binding; oxidoreductase activity, acting on paired donors, with incorporation or reduction of molecular oxygen; heme binding
Source: RefSeq, a predicted model, not a curated record
AUGGUCAACUAUUUCACCUCAGAUGUGGUUGGCCAGUUAGCCAUAGGUGGAAUGGUCGGGUUUCUGGAACAGACAAAAGACGCCGGUGGCAUCAUCCAAUCUAUCCAUGACGGAUUUUACUUUAUGGGUAAUAUGGGCAUACUGCCGUUACAGAUGUUCUGGAUCAAUAACCCCGUUUCCAAGUGGUUGACUAAACACUUCGGUGGUGAUCGUUUAAAUGCUUUUGAUGUCUUUAUCAACUGGCUGGAUAACAGGGUAGAAGAGAGGAUAACUAACGGUCUUUUACCAAACCAGCGGAGAGACCUUCUUCAACAUUUCAUCGAGGCUAAAGAUCCUCAUGGCUAUCCUGUUGGCAAAAAGGAUGUUAUGAUUGAAGGCGUGAAUCUUCUUGCCGCAGGGUCUGAUACAACCGCCACCGGUAUUCUGGCUUGCCUUGGAUAUCUUCUCACUAACCCUCAAGCCAAGGCAAGACUGAUAGAAGAGAUCGACAACGCCUACAAAGAACUCGGACUAGAGGAGGAGGGGCGUGAGAUAUCCUACAAGGAGGCAGAAAAGCUUUCAUAUUUGUCUGCUGUUAUCACGGAAAGCACUCGAUUACACCCUUCCAUUCAGUAUCAACUUCCCCGUGUCAUCCCGUCUGAUGGAGCUCAGAUGGGAGAGUAUUUUCUUCCCCCAGGCACAAUUUGUGGAACUAGUGCAAGAGCAGUUAACUGUUCACGAGAAAUCUUUGGCCCGGAUGCAGAAGAUUUUCGACCCGAGCGGUGGAUUCCACAAAGCAUAGAAGAUGAGAAGCGGAUUAGGAAGGAGAAGUCCCUUCUGAUGACGUUUGGUAUGGGAAGCCGUAGCUGCAUAGGAAAGCAUUUGGCGACGGUGGAACUUUACAAUUAUAUCGCUCAGUUCUUUCGGCAUUACGAUGCUGAGGUGGCAAACACGGCAAAGCCUUGGAAAACGAAGACGCAAUGGUUCUCUCUUCAUCAGGACUUUCUGGUCACGAUCAAGAGGAGACAUUGUUAA